This is a messenger RNA of Lasiosphaeria miniovina, 801 nucleotides long. Its product is annotated as Eisosome component PIL1/LSP1. The transcript has 2 exons. The record is from RefSeq and is a predicted model, not a curated record. Gene Ontology annotation, cellular component: plasma membrane; eisosome filament. Lineage: Eukaryota; Fungi; Ascomycota; Sordariomycetes; Sordariales; Lasiosphaeriaceae. The annotation marks the transcript as partial. Gene Ontology annotation, biological process: endocytosis; eisosome assembly. Gene Ontology annotation, molecular function: lipid binding.
UCCCCUCCCUCUCCCAGGAAUCGAUCGCUAUCCAUCCGGUCGCACCGCGGCACUGGCGGCACUGGCGGCACGUCGACGCUGGGCUCGGGGUCAACGACAGGCAGCAGCGGGCGGCGUGGGUUCAGCCUGGCGUCGCUGUCGCUACGGAACCACCACCAGCCGGAGCUGUCGCGGCGGCUGGCGCGGCUGAUCAAGUCGGAGAACAGCCUGAUCGGGGCGCACGAGGCGGCGGGCAAGGAGCGUGUGUUGAUCGCGACGCAGCUGUCCGAGUGGGGCGAACAGACGGGCGACGACUCCAUCAGCGACGUCAGCGACAAGGUCGGCGUCAUCCUGUCGGAGCUGGGUGAGCAGGAGGACAACUACGCCCACGCCCUCGACGAGUCGCGCGGCGUCCUCAAGGCCAUCCGCAACACGGAGAAGAGCGUGCAGCCGAGCCGCGACGGCAAGGCCAAGAUCGCCGACGAGAUCGCCCGCCUCAAGGCAAAAGAGCCCGAGACGGCCAAGCUCGUCGUGCUCGAGCAGGAGCUCGUGCGCGCCGAGGCCGAGAACCUGGUGGCCGAGGCCCAACUGACGAAUAUCACCCGCCAGAAGCUCAAGGAAGCCUACCAAGCCGAGUUCCUCGCCACCAUCGAGCGCGCCGAGAAGCAGACUAUCCUGGCGCGGCACGGGCUGCGCCUGUUGCAGCUGCUCGACGACACGCCCGUGGUGCCGGGCGACGCGCGCGCGCCGUUCGCCGACGCCGCCCAGGCCCGCCAGAUCCUCAACGACGCCGAGGACGACCUGCGCGACUGGCGCCUCGAG